AUGAUUCGCCUAUCUGACCCAGAGCAGUACACGUCGCUUAUAGACAACUACGAUACCUGGAUGUUCGACUGCGAUGGUGUGUUAUGGCAUGAUGAUCAGCUGAUCGACGGUGCUGUCGAUGUUUUGCGCCUCCUACGACAUCGAAGGAAGACCAUCGUUUUUGUCACCAACAAUGCCACAAAGUCGAGAAGAGAAUACAAGACAAAGUUUGACAAGCUCGGGAUAGAGGCUCAUGUGGAUGAAAUUUACGGAUCUGCCUAUGCGUCUGCGGUAUACUUGUCUUCCGUCGUCAAGUUUCCGAAAGAGAAGAAGGUGUAUGUGAUCGGAAUGUCGGGAUUAGAGGAGGAACUCAAGGAAGAAGGUAUUCAAUAUCUCGGUGGAACGGAUCCCACUGAUUGCACGUUGGCCCCAUUUUCUCUGGCGGAUUUCGUUCUCGACCCAGAUGUUGCGGCAGUUUUGUGCUGUUAUGACAGCAACAUUACCUACACUAAGCUAUCGAAAGCAUUUCAGUAUCUCACUCGAAACCCCGGCUGCCAGUUUCUUGUGACAAAUGAGGACAGCACCUAUCCAAACGCCUAUGGUGUAUUGCCUGGAGGAGGAGCUUUAAGUGCACCGCUCCGCUAUGCUCUGGGAAAAGAUCCACUGUGUAUCGGGAAACCAUCGACUACUAUGUUAGAUUGCAUCAGAGCGAAGAUCAGCUACGAUCCCAAACGUACCAUCAUGGUCGGUGACAGACUCAAUACUGAUAUCCUGUUCGGUCAGAAUGGUGGGAUAUCCACACUUCUCGUCUUGACAGGUAUCACUGUAGAAAGCGACAUCACUGGCCCGAAUGCCUCGAGCAUCGUUCCAGAUUAUGUGACUGAAUCUGUUGGUGACCUUCGAGCUGUUCGAAGAUUGUGA
Molecule: messenger RNA, 900 nt
Organism: Desarmillaria tabescens
Lineage: Eukaryota; Fungi; Basidiomycota; Agaricomycetes; Agaricales; Physalacriaceae
Product: HAD-like domain-containing protein
Exons: 6
Coding region: 1-900 (299 amino acids)
Molecular function (GO): phosphoglycolate phosphatase activity; alkaline phosphatase activity
Source: RefSeq, a predicted model, not a curated record